CACCAUUCGUUUCCACAGAGCAGUGUGCCUCGGAAUUUGUUUGGAUCUCGGCACCUUUCCCAAGUGGCAGUGGCCUGCACGAGUAUCUCCUCUCCUUAGAGUGGGAAAGGAAACAUGGAGUAUCUCCUUUUGAGUUUUGAUAUGAGUGUAAUGCAGAUGGGAACUGGUCUAACCUGUAGUGCCCAUUCAUUUAAAUGACCAAACAAAAGCCUAAACUGGUGCAUUUCUAGGCCCUUCUGAGUGCACAUUCCUAGUUUCCUACAAUUUUUUUGGGAAAUGGCUCAAUCUAUGUGAAAUAUGAUGAGAAAUUCUAACAUGCGAGGCUAGAUCCCUUGGAAACAAUUUUUGUGUGCUGUUAGAGCAAACAUCUUCCCAGGACAAUAAUGUUAUUUGUAUUUUUUUUACGUGUAUGUUGCUUGUAUUCUUAAAGAAUUGCGCUGCAUUGCCACUCCUGUAUACCCCCUCCAUUCCUAAAUAUAAGUUUUUUUAGAGGUUUCAUUAGGAUACUACAUACGGAUGUAUAUAGACAUACUUUAGAGUGAGAUUCACUCAUUUCGCUCCGUAUGUGGCCCCCUAGUGAAAUAUCUAAAACUACUUAUAUUUAGGAACGGAGGGAGUAGUUGCCAUGUUUGUUCUCAUCCAUUUCCGGCACUUUAGACAGGCAAUGGUUAGGUUCUAGAGAAAAUAACCGGAGAUAGAUAAUUUGUGAGUGUCCAUACUACUAGCUGUUACAUUUUCUUUAUGUGUAAAUCCAGCAUUCCAAAUAGGCUGAUGUCAUCCUGAAGAUGGUAGUUUGGUCCCAAGUACUACAAGGGCGAGGAGAAACCGACUUAGCAUAUCCGCAAAAGAGAAAUGCUACAUGUACGGACGUUUACUUAAGUUUACAGGCUGAUUCUUGAGUUGGCAUAUUCUAAUUGGAUUAAGGGUGAGAGUUGGGCCCCACCCGGAUGAAAAUCAGGAAGGGAUGAGGAAAAGUUAUGGAAGGGUCCGUAGCCAUCCUGUAACAGUCCGUAUGUAUAGCAUCACCCUCCGCAAAAUCACAAAAUAGAAACACACUCAUGAAUUUCACCUGUAAAUUCACACCCACCUGGAAAACAGGAUCAUAAGACCCAUUUUAAGAAAGUAUCACAUACAGCAUCGAAACUCCAGUUAUAUUUGUUAAAAAAAAGGAGGAACCAGUACUUCCAACCAAGUCAAAAUUUUAUACUCCCUCCCUUCCUAAAUAUAAGGCCUUUUAGAGAUUUUACUAUAGACUAGAUACUGAGUGAAUCUACAUCUUAAAGUAAGACUACGUACAUCCGUAUAUGGUUUAUAUUUAGGAACGGAGGGAGUAUAUUCUAUGUAAAGAGUCAUGAAGUGAAGCAUUUUAUGUGAUAAAGAGUCAUGAAGUGAAGCAUUUUAUGUGAUUUCUGCGAUGUUAUUUCGUGGAAUGUGGGCGAGCAUUUUCACAAGGAAUAUACAGUUGUAAAUGCUUGACGAGUGUCUGAAGCCUUGAGAGGAGGUAGUAAAAGAAAGCUGUUCGAAAUGAUCGCUGCCCGUUGUCGAACCGAGACCAGGAUGGAGCAAAGCAGUAAAAAAAGAAAGAAGCGGUAAAAAGAAGCGUUGCAAAGAAAGAAAGGGGGAAAAAGCCUGGGCGUAUUUUCACCGACGCCGUGGUGUGUUGCUGAUACUACUGAUAGUCUGCUGGGGAAUCCGUAUGGGCCGUAUCGGAGUCCAAGAUGCGCAACGCCGGCUUUAAUCAGGCUCCAAUUACCGAGGAAAAUCCGCUUUCUCGCCGGGUCUCCUGCGUUUCUCGCGCACACACACACAACCCGACCCGUUACGUGUGCGUUUUACCAAGUACCAAAGGAAGACGAACCCGCCUCUCUGCCUCCCCGUCUCCAAUCUCGAGGAAAAUUCUCUGGCCCUGAUCAGGUACUGCUGCUACUGCUUUGCUCUUUGGAACAGCGUCUUGUUCUCUGCUUUGCUUUCAGAAAAAACGGCCGUCAAAUAACCGAAGCAGCACUAAAAUUGCACGCGCGCACGCAGCUAUCCCUCGCGACCUCAAAGAACGCCAAAGAGAUAGAGAUUAUGGGGCCACUGAAGGAACGGGAUUUCGUUUAGUUUAGUUUUGUUGUUUCCUAGAGGAGCUUUGAGUGUUUCCACGGAGGAGAUCGGGGGUGCGCAAGAGGGCCGAGCGAAUUCACGCGAAUCCGCGAGGAAUAUCCGCGGGCGAUCUCAGGGAUCGAGGGCUCACGCCCUGAGCCAGGGGGAAUGUCUCUUGAGUAGAGCGCUGGCGGAAAAUAUUGAAAGGAGAGAGCAGGAAAAAAAGAUAAAGGGAAAGGGAUUCCUUUAGCCACUGCCGCUGAUUUUCCAGUUGUUUUCUCUUUGCUUCUCCCUGUGCGUGGCGCGCGCGACAAAGGAAAAAGAUGCAGCUUGUAUUCUACCGAUAGAAAAAACAAGCAAAGAAGAAGGUAAAGCCUCGAAUCUGCUAAAGCAUGUGCGGAAAGCUUCCGGCCAGUUGCGUAAACUAGCAGUAGUACGUGGUCCGUUGUUGUUGUCUGUGUUUAGAGCUAAAUUAAACUACGGUACUGAUUCUAACUGGGAAUGUAGCGAUCAGUUGGUGGUGGUGGUGCUAAUAAUCCUCACUAGCUCCGAAUAUGGGUCCUGGAUUUUAAUAACGGAGGUGAAAUCUACGUGAAAUCCCUGCAUUCCGAAUGGUUUACUUGCUUUUUUUUGUUUUCAGGGAGGAUGGUCGUUUGCUUACUGUUGUUGGUGGAGGAUACGAAAAGUGCGGAAUCGGUUUUUGAUGGGCCAGCAAGUGUUUUUUUUUUUUUUUUAAUCUGUUCUGCAAAAUCGCUGCCUUGUAGUAAAGGCAAAUGAUUUACUCCCGCCAAAAAAAAGAAGGAAAAAAGGCAAAUGAUUUACCGGUGUUGCAGGUUGGGGAUACGAUUUUUUUGUUUUUGAAACUGUGGGGGAUACGAAACGAAGGAUCCCUUGCCGAAAACUAUGCCGGACGGCCGGGAAUGGGUUGGACGAGGCCGCACGGAACUUUCCUUUUCGAAAUUUAAUAGCACGCGCGCGCGGUUGGUUCGAUCGAGCAGCAAGCUAGUUUUUUUUUUCUUGCUUGCUUCUUUAAAGAAGAAGCGACACAGCUCGUCGACCAAAAAAGCACGGCCCUCCUUGUGCUUGCCGAUGCCCCGCCACUAGCCACACCAGGUCAAGCUACGCGAUCGACCGGCACCGGCGCUCCGGCCAUGGCUAAGGACUCUCGCUCCCUCCCACCUUCCCCAUGCUAGCCACAUGCCCCCUCCCCAGCCUUCUUCCUCACUCCACUCCACUCCACUCCAUCCACGUACGAUCGACUACUCUUCUAUCAACGUUGCGGGGUAGGGAGAGGGACAGGUGGGUAGCUAGGCACGUACGUACGUGCGUGUAGCCAGGCAGGUAGGUGCCGAUGGUGACGGCGAGGGAGGCGAGGGAGGCGGCGGCGGCGGCCAUGGACGCGAGCAAGUACGUGCGGUACACGCCGGAGCAGGUGGAGGCGCUGGAGCGGCUCUACUACGAGUGCCCCAAGCCCAGCUCGCUGCGCCGGCAGCAGCUGGUCCGGGAGUGCGCCGUGCUGGCCAGCGUCGACCCCAAGCAGAUCAAGGUCUGGUUCCAGAACCGCCGCUGCCGCGAGAAGCAGCGCAAGGAGUCGGGCCGCCUGCAGUCGCUCAACCGCAAGCUCGCCGCCAUGAACAAGCUGCUCAUGGAGGAGAACGACCGCCUCCAGAAGCAGGUCUCCCACCUCGUCUACGAGAACGGAUACUACCGCCAGCAGACGCACAGCGCGGGGCUGGCCACCACCGACACGAGCUGCGAGUCGGUCGUCACCAGCGGCCAGCAGAACGUCGUCGCCGUGCCGCCGCCGCCGCCCCGCGACGCCAGCCCUGCUGGAUUGAUGUCCAUCGCGGAGGAGACACUAACGGAGUUUCUGUCCAAGGCCACCGGAACCGCCGUCGAGUGGGUCCAAAUGCCUGGGAUGAAGCCUGGUCCGGAUUCCAUUGGAAUCAUCGCCAUCUCGCACGGCUGCGCGGGCGUUGCCGCGCGAGCUUGCGGCCUCGUAGGCAUGGAGCCUGCCAAAGUUGCCGACAUCCUCAAGGAUCGGCCACUGUGGCUGCGUGAUUGCCGGUCUAUGGAGAUAGUGAAUGUACUGCCUGCUGGAAGCAAUGGUACCAUCGAGCUGCUCUACAUGCAGCUCUAUGCUCCAACGACAUUAGCGCCUGCUCGUGACUUCUGGUUGAUGCGCUACACCUCCAUUCUCGAUGAUGGAAGCCUAGUGGUAUGUGAGAGAUCACUCAGUAGCAAGCAAGGAGGCCCAAGUAUGCCUCUUGUGCAGCCUUUCGUUAGAGGUGAGAUGCUUCCCAGUGGGUUCUUGAUUCGGCCUAGUGAUGGUGGAGGUAGCGUGAUUCACAUCGUUGACCAUUUGGACCUGGAGCCUUGGAGUGUGCCUGAAGUUGUGAGGCCACUAUAUGAAUCUUCUGCCAUGGUGGCCCAGAAGAUGUCGAUGGCGGCCUUGCGCUAUCUCAGGCAAGUUGCUCAUGAAGAUACUCAUUCUGUAAUCACUGGAUGGGGCAGACAGCCUGCAGCCCUGCGAGCUCUGAGCCAAAAGCUCACCAGAGGUUUCAAUGAAACUCUCGGUGGGCUUGCUGAUGAUGGAUGGUCCGUGAUUGAGAGCGAUGGUGUCGAUGAUGUUUGUAUCUCUGUUAAUUCAUCCCCAAGUAAAUUGAUGAGUUGCAACGCAACAUUCAGUGAUGGACUACCCAUGGUUAGUACUGGUGUUCUUUGUGCAAAGGCGUCGAUGCUAUUGCAGGAUGUAUCUCCGCCAUCACUCCUGCGGUUUUUGCGGGAGCAUCGGUCACAGUGGGCUGAUAGCAGUUUAGAUGCAUUCUUUGCUUCUGCGCUGAAACCCAAUUUCUGCAAUUUACCUGUGUCUCGUCUUGGAGGAUUUAGCGGCCAGGUUAUACUUCCUUUGGCACACACGUUUGACCCUGAAGAAUUCUUGGAAGUUAUCAAGAUAGGAAAUGCCAGUAACUAUCAAGAUACACUCAUGCAUCGCGAUCUUUUUCUCUUGCAGAUGUACAACGGGGUUGACGAGAACACCAUAGGCACUUGUUCAGAGCUUAUCUUUGCACCCAUAGACGCAUCUUUCAGUGACGAUUCACCGCUGCUGCCUUCUGGUUUCCGCAUCAUUCCGAUUGAGUCCCCUCUUGACACGUCUAGCCCGAACUGCACGUUGGACCUCGCGUCCACCCUCGAGGUUGGAACACCCGGAAGCAGGAUAACCGGUCACUCCAGGAGCGGCUCGAAGGCUGUGAUGACGAUCGCGUUUCAGUUUGCCUUCGAGAGCCACCUGCAGGACAGCGUGGCGGUCAUGGCGCGGCAGUACAUGCGCAGCAUCAUCUCGUCGGUGCAGCGGAUAGCGCUGGCGCUGUCGUCCUCGCACCUCGUGCCGCAUGGAAGCUCUCGUCUCGCCCCCCCUGUUACCCCGGAGGCGGCCACGCUCUCCCGAUGGAUUGUCCAGAGCUACAGGUUUCACUUUGGGGCCGAGCUCAUCAAACCUGCAGACGCUAGCAGCGGCGAGUCAGCGCUCAAAGCCCUCUGGCACCACACCAGCGCCAUACUAUGCUGCUCUCUCAAGGCGAUGCCGGAGUUGACGUUCGCGAACCAGUCGGGGCUGGACAUGCUGGAGACGACGCUGGCGGCGCUCCGGGAGAUCACCAUGGACAAGGUGCUGGAGUACGAGCAGGGGGGGAAGGGCCUCCUGUGCGCGGACCUGAUGGCCAGCGUCGCGGAGCAGGGGUUCGCGUGCGUCGAGGGCGGGACGUGCGCGUCGAGCAUGGGCCGGCCGGCGUCGUACGGGAAGGCGGUGGCGUGGAAGGUGCUCGACGACGGCGGCGCCGGCGCCGCCCACUGCGUGUGCUUCGCGUUCAUCGACUGGUCCUUCGUUUAGGCGAGGGACCGAUCGUUGUUGUUGUAGUCGCCGUUUGUUGCCAGGUCUCGGGCGUUGGUGAUGGGCGCGGUGCAAUGCUUGGACGAUGAUGGUGGUGUUUUGUACGGCUUGAUGGUGUGUGCCGAGAAUCGUGAUGCUGUUUGAUUGCUUUGUAGUACCCUCA
Molecule: messenger RNA, 6137 nt
Organism: Hordeum vulgare subsp. vulgare (domesticated barley)
Lineage: Eukaryota; Viridiplantae; Streptophyta; Magnoliopsida; Poales; Poaceae
Product: homeobox-leucine zipper protein HOX29-like
Exons: 18
Coding region: 3437-5974 (845 amino acids)
Molecular function (GO): DNA binding; DNA-binding transcription factor activity; lipid binding
Source: RefSeq, a predicted model, not a curated record